AUGAGUGAAUAUAAAAAAGAUAAAAAGCAAAUUCGCGUAUGGUGUGAUGGUUGCUAUGACAUGGUCCAUUUUGGUCAUGCAAAUUCUCUUAGGCAAGCCAAAGCAUUAGGUGAUGUCUUGAUUGUUGGUGUACACACUGAUGAAGAGAUUGCUAAGCACAAAGGUCCUCCAGUAUUCACUCAAGAGGAGCGCUAUAAGAUGGUUCGUGCAAUCAAAUGGGUUGACCAGGUGGUAGAAGGAGCACCAUAUGUUACAACACUUGAAACAUUAGAUAAAUAUCAGUGUGAUUUUUGUGUGCAUGGAGAUGACAUCACAGUAACAGCUGAUGGAAUAGACACAUAUCAUUUAGUAAAGGAGGCGGGCAGAUAUAGGGAAGUAUCACGGACAGCUGGAGUCUCUACAACAGAUUUAGUUGGACGGAUGUUGCUGUUAACAAGAGAACAUUUCAAGAGAGGCGACAAAGAAUAUACUGUGGCACUCGAACAUUCGUCAAAUCUUGGCACUGAUGCUACAGCCAGAUCACCAUAUACAGGAUGCUCUCAAUUCUUACCAACAACCCAGAAGAUAAUACAAUUCAGUAGUGGCCUUUCCCCUAAGCCCACUGACAAGGUAGUAUACGUGGCCGGUGCGUUCGAUCUAUUUCACGUGGGCCAUCUCGACUUCUUGGAAGCUGCUCACGCCCAAGGCGAUUUCCUCAUAGUUGGUCUACACACGGAUUUGGAGGUCAAUCGGUACAAGGGAUCGAACUACCCUAUUAUGAAUUUACAUGAACGCGUGCUGUCCGUUCUGGCUUGUAAGUAUGUACACGAAGUGGUGAUUGGUGCACCGUACAGUGUGACGGCCGACCUCAUGGACCAUUUUAGGGUUCAAGUGGUGUGUCACGGACUGACGCCGAUAUCAACCGACGCGGACGGCUCCGAUCCCUACGUUGUGCCGAAACAACGUGGAUGCUUCAAGACUCUUAAUUCCGGAAACUCUAUGACAACUGAGGACAUUGUACAAAGAAUUAUUCGCCAUCGCCUUGAAUUCGAGCUACGAAACACCCUAUUCUGCAACAACGACGACUUGCUCGUCUACUGCCAAAAUUUGGAAAAUCUUCACAGUGACUUCAUUGAGAGAUUCCAGGACAUUUUGGAAUUGGAAAUACCUGACUGGGUG
Molecule: messenger RNA, 1158 nt
Organism: Iphiclides podalirius (scarce swallowtail)
Lineage: Eukaryota; Metazoa; Arthropoda; Insecta; Lepidoptera; Papilionidae
Source: the annotation of a GenBank genome assembly